Acipenser ruthenus (sterlet) is the source of this 4380-nucleotide messenger RNA. RefSeq names its product SH3 domain-binding protein 2-like. Lineage: Eukaryota; Metazoa; Chordata; Actinopteri; Acipenseriformes; Acipenseridae. The transcript has 13 exons. The record is from RefSeq and is a predicted model, not a curated record. Gene Ontology annotation, biological process: signal transduction. Gene Ontology annotation, molecular function: SH3 domain binding. Bases 924 to 2582 code for a protein of 552 amino acids.
CUUUUUUUUUGGUUUUUACAAAAUUCACAAAUGCAGCCACAGAGGCUGCCAGAAGAGUAGAAAGCUCCUGGUUUCACGUGUCUUUCUAGAAUGAUGGAUACAAAGUCAGGACCUUGACUAUUAGAAUUCUUCAACAACAAUGGAUAUAGCUGCAAUCUAUAGAGCACACAGUGAAAGGGAAGACUAAUACAACUAAAUAUUUGAGCAACAGAACUGCCUUUGCUGUUAGAAAACAAAAAAGCAGCUGUCCCCCUCUCCAUGGACUCCAAGCUUCUUGUCUAGGGAUGUUGAAAAUUUGUCAGUCUGGGUUUGGUUUAAUUUAAAGUUUAAACCUAAAUCCCUUGGCAGCACUUUAACCAUCUGCUCCACCCAGCUUUGAGCUAAAAGACUAUAAUUUUGUACAAACACAGAAGUAUCGUCCAAGCUUUGAUGUAUUGCAUUUGAGUUUUUAUCUGGACCUUUUGCAUACUAAAGUCAGAAGAAAUUAUCUGUGGGAAAAAAAAAAACUACUAAGAAGAACUUAGAGGAAUGGAAGUCACUGGAAAAGUUGAACAGCUAUUGUAAAUUUGAUUAUGUCUUUUUAUAGCUGUGGCCAAUCUUUGAGGUGACACUAUUGGUUACAGCCUGCAGUGACAAGUAACGCCUGUCAUGGCACACUUUUUGGUCAAGUGCUUCUAGUUUCCUGUUUAGCCAUUCUCAGAUUAAAUAGCUGCAAAAGGACAUUCUGUAUCAUGUUUGCAGUCUGGGUGGUGCUUUAAGAAGAACAGAAGAAGGGAAGUGACUGGAAAAGUUGAUAAUCUACUGUAAAUUUGAUCAUCUACUGUAAAUGUGAUCAUCUGUACAUUUGAUUAUGUCUUAAGUCUUUGUUGGAGAAGUGUACUACUUCCUACAGUUCCAACUUCAUCAUCAUUACAGUCUUUAAGAUGAAAACGAGAAGAAAAAUGGCCUCAGGGGAGGUAAGCUGGCCAAUUCCUAUGAAGGCCAUAGGAGCACAAAACCUCUUGACCAUGCCAGGUGGGGUGACGUUUUCCGGAUAUCUCCACAAGAAGGGAGGUACACAGAUUCAGAUUUUAAAAUGGCCAUUACGGUUUGUCAUCGUACACAAAGGGUGUCUUUACUACUUCAAGACAAGCACCUCUGAUUCUCCACAGGGGGCGUUUUCUUUAAAUGGGUACAACAGGAUAAUGAGGGCGGCAGAAGAGACAACAUCAAGUAAUGUCUUCCCUUUCAAAAUUGUGCACUUCAGCAAAAAACACAGAACGUGGUACUUCUCUGCAGCAUGUGAGGAGGAAAGAAAGAAAUGGAUGUUAUGUUUGAGAAAAGAAAUUGACUAUUACCAUGGCAAAAUGGAUUAUCAGGCUCAGCAAAGUGUUUCAGGUUUUGACUCGGAAAGCUUUUAUGGCUCUGUUGAACGACCUAUUGACAUAACAUAUACCCCUGAAGCAUCGGACAGUGGUGACUAUGUAGAAGAGGAAGAUGAAGGGGAAGAUGAAGAUUAUUUGAACCCAGAUGAAUCACAGGAAGGAAAUAUUUUAAAUCGACCUAAUGCACCCCCUCCUGCCUAUCCUCCGCCUCCUGUUCCACUUAAGUCAUACCGGCAUGAAACGCCACCUCCUCAGCAAACCACAGGAUUCAGGGCAAUGCCCCCAAAUAUUCCACCUGCUCCCAAGAAAAGUCUACCAGAGUUACAAUUUCCCAGAAAGGAAUCUCCACCAUUUCCACCACACAAAAGAAGUGAAUGUGAACUACCCAAGUCAGCAGCUGUGAUUCUCAGCAAAGGCCUCCCUCCACAGUUACCGAUGGUCUCCCAUUUGAAGAAGCCAGCCACUGACACAAAAGAGGUGCCUGUUAAACUUCCAAAGUGCAGUCCAAUUUGCAGUGAUCUUGAGAAAAAGCUAGCUGUGAGCAACAAACCCUCCCAUGCCAACUUGCCACAUUUUACUAGUAUUGAGAACAAGCUUCCUGAAAGCAACAAACCCUCACAUGUUACUUUUCCGGAAGCAACACCACCACAAAACCCCAAGCUGACUCUGGGGUGUGAGAAGCCUGGGAUGUACAAGCCCCCACUGAUGCCCAAACCUCCACCUGCUAGAGUGAAGCCAAAGCCAAAACAUCACAGACAAUCCUUACAGAGAUCUUCAGCAGAUGGACAAAGUUUCCGUUCUUCAGUGGAUGAAGAGCCAGCACAUUUGCGAACUAAAUCCCAGUCAAACAAUUAUGACUCCGAUGAAGACUAUGAAAAGGUGCAAUUGCCUAACUCUGUUUUUGUUAGUACAACAGAGACAAGUGAGGUUGAAAGGUUAUUUAAAGACACUGAUCCAAGAGGUCAUCCACAGGAUGGAUUGUACUGUAUAAGGAAUUCAGCAACCAGGACAACAAAGGUCUUAGUUGUAUGGGAUGUAACUACAUACAAAGCAAGGAACUUCAGAAUCUUUGAAAAGGACUCCAGGGUCUUUCUAGAAACUGACCUGACAUUCCCUUCAUUAGAAGCAUUGGUUGAGCACUACUACAACCAUGUUCUACCCAGCCAUGAUACACUCCGUCUUCAGAAACCGUUUGUACAUCAAAAUGUGUUCAGUUAGCAUUGCUGGGAAUUGGUGCCAGUGGUCUGUUGUUCAUUGAGCAAUAUUUGUUUUAGGAAGAACAAAACAAAACAAAACAAAUGUGCUCAAAAAGGCAAAUUCAGGGCUUAACAUCAGUUUGCUGCAAGACUUACAGAGCAAAGUUCCAGAAAGUUACAAAAAUGUCCUGGGUGGAUUAGCAUCUACCGAGAAAUGUGUUGAACUCAACCUCUGGUAUAUUGGGUCAAAUAGGAUAUAUAUGUCCCUGUGGCAGUCAGAUUCAGGUAUUUAUAAUAAUAAUAAUAAUAUGUAGUGGGAAAUGUGGGCGAGUAGGGUAGCCUAUUGUAGAUUUGCUACCAGUAUUUUGAAUAUGUACUGUACUAAACAUUUUGACUGGAUCAUUUUUAUAUCAAUUAAAGUCUGUUUCAAACCUCUUUUCAAAAUGGCCGCUCUAGUGCACUGAUAGUGUAAGGAUUGUUUCCCACAUUGUCAAACAGGUAACAUAGCAAUAACGAUCCAUGAUGUGGUACGAAACUGAAAUCCAGAGCACUUUUUAUGAUUUUUUUUUUUUAAUCGCUCUUCCUGUAGAGAGGACCGAUCUUAAACCCCAGUGCACUAGAGCGGCCAUUUUGAAAAAAAAGCUUUGAAACAGACUUUAAAGUUAUAAGUGUAAAAAGUUGCCAGGUUGUUAACAAUGAAAAGAAAAAUUACAGGUACAUUCUUUAAACAGUUGUAGCAACACAUGGAGGCGUGUAAUGCUAUCGGAACCCCGCUACUUAAUCUUUAAGGGGCAUUCUACUUUUUUUAGAUGUCUUUUGGAUCAGAUGUUAAAAAAAAAAAAAAAAAAAAACUGUCUUCUUGUGCAGUAAAUAAUGCAAGGCACAAUGCUGAAAAUGAUUAAAGGUGUGAUGACCUUCAGUGUCCUGAUUUAAAUUAUGCUAGAGGUCCACAGUUCUGGCCUGGCUUAAACUGAAAAUAUAUGUAUUAGUGCGAUUGUAUAUUGGAGAAUGUGAAUCCUAAACUUAAAGAAAUAUCUUGCAGUUACCUUAAAACAAUUAUAGCUUUCAAAAUAAUUCCAUAAAUCUUACCUCUUUUGACCUUCCAUUAGUCUCAAAUGUGCAGUUUUGAAAGAAACAUAUGUUUUAGCAAACUUGUAUUUUUUAUUUUAAAGAUGAUGUGUUACCUUUUCAAGUUUAAAUUUGUCAGAGCAGGUUUCUGGAAUUGGAAGGCUAGGGUUCUGGAAUUAUUUUAUUAGCUACAUACAAUCACUUUAAUAUCUGCUCAUCUUUUAAGGUUGUUUUUUUAAUACUGGAAUGUAACAUCCCUUAUAAAAGUUUACUUGGAAAAUCUGCAAGGAAGUUUUCCAGUUUCAUGUUGAGCCUGUUCCCAUUCUUGUACUUUGCAUUUGUUUUGAACAAUUUGUGACAGUAAAUAGACUGAGCGCAUGACACAAUGGUGCAAUAUGUUCCAUAUCUCCUAUUUAAAGUUAAAAUCUGCCUAGUGCUUUUUGAAAGUAGCUUGUCUGGCUAAAACAAUGUAUACUCUGUAUCUCUUCACUGUAAUAAGUAACAAAACACAUGUAACAAGUACUGUAUUAAGUCUAAAAGAAAUGUACAUGGAAAGGGCAUGCAUGCCGUAAAUUACACAGUACUUUUAUAUAUCUAAAUAUAAUUACUGAAAGUGUAUAUUAUAAAUUAUAAAUGUAUAUAGAAAGUCUUAAUAGGUCUGACUAACAUAUUUGUUAUUACCAUUAAACGGUAUAAUUAUUUACAUGUAAUUGUUGGCAUUGUAUAUAAAAUAAAAUAUAUUCUUGUAAUAA